Messenger RNA from Moesziomyces aphidis, 852 nucleotides. NCBI's taxonomy places the organism in Eukaryota, Fungi, Basidiomycota, Ustilaginomycetes, Ustilaginales, Ustilaginaceae. The record is from the annotation of a GenBank genome assembly.
AUGGCAUCCACCACUUCCGCAACGGCGGCGCACGCUGCCAACUCGAAUUCAUCCGCUUUCAAGAGCACCGAACUGGCCCAGCUUACUGGCGUGGAAGCCGCCAAGCGCGCAGCCGCCUACGCUGCCGUCGACAACCACGUCUUCCCGCACCACGAGAUCAUCGGCAUCGGCUCAGGAUCGACGGUGCCGUACGUGGUCGAGCGCAUCGCCCAGCAGGGCGCCGAGGUCAACGCCAAGCGCUGGUUCGUGCCCACGGGCUUCCAGUCGCGAGAGCUCAUCAUCCACGCCGGUCUGCGUCUUGGCGAUGUGGACAGCUUCCCGGCGAUUGACGUGACGAUUGACGGUGCUGACGAGGUGGACAACGCGCUCAACUGCAUCAAGGGUGGCGGCGCAUGCCAGCUGCGCGAAAAGGUGCUUGCCGAGGCGGCCAACGAGUUCGUCGUGGUUGCCGACUACCGCAAGAACGGCUCGCAGCUCGGCACAAAGUGGCUCCAGGGCAUUCCGAUCGAAGUGACGCCGUUCGCAUACGCCAAGGUGCUGCAGAACCUCAAGAAGAUGGGAUCCGACCAGGCUGUGCUGCGCAUGGGCAAGGCCAAGGCCGGACCCGUAGUCACGGACAACGGCAACUUCUGCAUCGACGCACCCUUCCCCGAGGCGCAGAUGAAGGACCCUUCCGACCUGCUCAUGCGCAUCAAGCUGCUCACCGGCGUCGUCGAGGUCGGCCUCUUCUGCAACAUCUGCAAGUCGGCCUACUUUGGCAACGAAGACGGCACCAUCACCAUCAAGACCGCCGACGGAAAGGUGCAGGAGGGUGUCCACUUUGAUGUCUCCAAACCGCCUGCCACUGCCUAA